GCUGAGUAAUGAUGGCUGAUUUUGAUAAUAAAAAUUUGCAACAAUAAAAAUAAAAACAACUGGGGGAGCAAUGAUAGUGCAAUUAUCAGAGGACUCGUACUAUACAAGAAUAUUGAAGAACACACUAGCGCUAUACAUAUUUUAUUACAACACCUUCCUUGCAUUUGUAAUACUCAUACAACCACAACUAGAAUCGCACAAUCCGUUUCUCAUCACCAGAAUGGUGGAGUACGUGAUAAAAAACUACGGAUUUGUUGUAACAGUGUUCGUACGCAUGCUUUCCAGCUACUCGUCAGGACUAAGUUAUAAAAUUUGUAUUGUACUCGUUGAUUUUGCGAUUUAUUUCCUCAAUACGUGCCAAUAUGGCCUUUGCAAUCUGUGCGACAAGAUAUUUUCCACAGAACUGAAAUUCAACACCUCUGGUCACAUCUUCAUACUGUCAUAUUUUUCGUAUUUAGUUUAUCUUGCGUUCACGAUGAAUCCUAAAAAGAACAUUUUCGUCAUGAAUCUCAUCGUAUGGAUCAUCUACAUGAUCUACGCUGUCAAUACAAUUACAUUUUAUCAUACAAAAGAAGAAUGUUUUGCCAGUGUUGUCCUGGCCACGAUUUCUUCAUACGCACAUUUAGCGAUUAUUUUAACAUUAAAUCUUGCUUGA
This is a messenger RNA of Vavraia culicis subsp. floridensis, 655 nucleotides long. RefSeq lists its product as uncharacterized. The transcript has a single exon. NCBI's taxonomy places the organism in Eukaryota, Fungi, Microsporidia, Pleistophoridae. The record is from RefSeq and is a predicted model, not a curated record. Bases 71 to 655 code for a protein of 194 amino acids.